Phyllostomus discolor (pale spear-nosed bat) is the source of this 632-nucleotide messenger RNA. Its product is annotated as elongation factor 1-alpha 1-like. The transcript has a single exon. Bases 111 to 617 code for a protein of 168 amino acids. NCBI's taxonomy places the organism in Eukaryota, Metazoa, Chordata, Mammalia, Chiroptera, Phyllostomidae. The record is from RefSeq and is a predicted model, not a curated record.
GUGAUAAUAUUACUGUCCCUGUAGGCUGAGUGGAGAUUGGUGUUCUCAAACCUGGCAUAGUGGUCACUUUUGCUCCAGUCAGCGUUACAACUGAAGUAAAGUCUGUUGAAAUGCACCAUGAAGCUUUGGGCGAGGCUCUACCUGGGGAUAAUGCAAGCUUUAAUGUCAAGAACAUGUCUGUCAAAGAUGUUCAUUGUGGCAAUGUGGCUCGUGAGAGCAAAAAUGACCCACCAAUGGAAGCAGCUGGUUUCACAGUUCAGGUGAUUAUACUGAACCAUCCAGGCCAAAUCAGUGCAGGAUAUGCACCUAUUCUAGAGUGUCACAUAGCUCACGUUGCUUGCAAAUUUGCUGAGCUGAAGGAAAAGAUUCAUCAUUGUUCCGGGAAAAAGCUGGAAGAUGGCCCAAAGUUUUUGAGAUCUGGAGACGCUGCUAUCGUUGAUAUGGUUCCCGGCAAACUGAUGUGUGUUGAGAGCUUCUCUGACUAUCCUUCUCUGGUCUGCUUUGCUGUCUGUGACAGGAGACAUUUGCUGUUGGUGUCAUCAAAAGCAGUGGACAAGAAGGCAGCUGGAACUGAUAAAGCCACUAAGUCUGCCCAGAAAGCUGAGAAGGCUAAAUGAAUAUUAUCCUCCACA